Carassius gibelio (silver crucian carp) is the source of this 4305-nucleotide messenger RNA. RefSeq names its product phosphatidylinositol glycan anchor biosynthesis class U protein-like. NCBI's taxonomy places the organism in Eukaryota, Metazoa, Chordata, Actinopteri, Cypriniformes, Cyprinidae. The coding region runs from base 58 to 1365 and encodes 435 amino acids. Gene Ontology annotation, cellular component: membrane; GPI-anchor transamidase complex. Gene Ontology annotation, biological process: protein localization to cell surface; attachment of GPI anchor to protein. The transcript has 12 exons. The record is from RefSeq and is a predicted model, not a curated record.
CUGUGAACUUCGUUUCCCAGCGUGCAUCGCGCUGACAGCUUCUUCCUCGCGACAAAAAUGGCGGCGCCUUUAACACUCCUGCUGAUAGUGGCUGUUACAAUAAGAGCCGUUUUAUUCCGAUCCAGUUUGGCAGAAUUAAUUUCAGAGAGGGUCGAGGUGGUGUCGCCUUUGAAUGCGUGGAAACGAGUUGUAGAGGGUCUUGCCUUGUUGGAUCUGGGGGUCUCGCCUUACUCAGGAGAUGUGUUUCAUGAAACACCUUUUAUGAUCUACCUCUUUCAUUUUCUGGUCGACUAUGCCGAGAUUGUUUUUAUGAUAGCAGAUGGAAUCACAGCAGUGGCUCUUUAUCAGUCAAUUCAGACUUAUAACAAGAAUGUGUUUAGGAAACAGAAGUAUGCCUUGGAAUCAGACCGGUAUCCCGCCGACUGUUUGGAGCUCCUCCGCUCUCCCAAGGAAAUGUUCUACAUCCCCCUCAAGGUUGCCAUGUUUUAUCUGUUAAAUCCCUUCACCAUCCUGUCUUGUGUGGCAAAGUCAACUUGUGGGCUGAACAAUGCCAUUAUUGCGCUCUUCAUUCUCUGUACAUUAAAAGGUAGUGCCUUGUUGAGUGGGAUAUUGUUGGCCUUGGCCACAUAUCAGUCCAUCUAUCCUCUGACCCUGUUUGCUCCUGCUCUCCUGUUCUUCCUGCAGAGGUUAUAUAUCCCAGUGAACCUGAGGAGGAGUAGUUUCUGGUUCUUCACUCUUCAGUAUGCGUUCAUAUAUGUAGGCAGUCUUGUGGUGAUCACUGGACUCUCUUUCUUCCUCCUGGGCUCCUGGGACUUCAUCCCUUCUGUCUAUGGAUUCAUAUUGUCUGUUCCUGACCUGACUCCAAACAUCGGACUCUUCUGGUACUUCUUUGCAGAGAUGUUUGAGCAUUUCCGUCUCUUCUUCAUCUGCGUCUUUCAGAUCAAUGUCUUUUUUUACACCAUCCCGCUCUCUAUCAAACUCAAGGAGCAUCCAGUGUUCCUCAUCUUCAUGCAGAUUGCCAUCAUCUCCAUCUUCAAGUCGUACCCUACCGUGGGAGAUGUCGCCCUCUACAUGGCAUUUUUGCCGGCCUGGAGUCACCUUUACAGAUUUUUGAGAAACAUCUUUCUGGUGUCAUGUGUGCUGCUGGCGUGCGCCGCACUCUUUCCUGUACUCUGGCAUUUGUGGAUAUACGCUGGCAGUGCCAACUCUAAUUUCUACUACGCCAUCACAUUGCUCUUCAACUUUGGACAGAUCCUCCUGGUGUCCGAUUAUUUCUACGCCUACCUGCGUCGAGAACAUCACCUGACCCACGGCCUCUAUCUGAAGAAGAAAGACGGCACUGAAGCCACUCUAGUGUUAAAGUGACCUCCUGUCACAGGUCUUCCAGAUCUCACCGACUGCCUCACACUCUCAUAACUUCCACACUACACUUUUUCCCCGGAUCUUUUUCUCUCUCAGCUCAAUUUGCCUCUCCUUUCUUUUUUUUUUCAAAGCCUGUUACUUUCUUUUGCACAUUUGAGCAUUUUACCUCAUGUUUGAAUGUUGACACGCUCUCUUGGACCAAAGCUGUUUUGUUCGAGACUUUUUGAUAAUGGGGGCUGGCUGAAGGUAUCUGAGUGAUACAGAACUUUACUGUUUUGGCUCCAAUGAGGUGGGUACAAAAGUUAUUUUCACUUUCAAUUUGCUCAUCUUUCUUUGUUUCUAAGGAUUUAUUUUCUUUAUUGAAGUCUAUUCAAAAAGUGAGGUUGUUUGGUUGGAUGGUGCAGUUUGAAGCCAUGGUCAGCAGAGGGCAUAACGUGAAUGUGACAGAAUCCUCUGCGCCUUUGUGAACAUUUUAUCAGAGAGUCUGACAUGAAGAGGUGGUUUUAUUCAAACGCUCUCUGAAUGCUUUCCUUGGUUUGACUAAAAAAAAUGUUAUUUUAUUUUUUAUUAUUUUUGCAUUUUAAUAAUGCAAGAGGCAUAAGAGUUACUUAAAUAUUUAGAUUUGAUACUUUUUGUACAACAGUUUUGUUUUGUUUAUGUUCAUACAAAAAUGAGGGAUUCAAAUUGCACUGCAAUUGUAUUUAGUUUGAAAUUGGCCUUGGUUUUAAUUGGGUUUGAUAUUCUGUAUGAUUCCCUUAAAAAAAAAAUUAACCUGGAUUGACUUUGAUCUGUGCUUUUGAUCGAACACCACCAGGGCAUGUGAACCUAUCGACCGCACACCUGUAUAACUCCUCCUUUUUGUGCUUCGACCUUCCUUUGUAGUUCUUAGAGGAUGGAAUAUUCCAUUGCUUGUAUUGUUUCCAGACUUUGAGUAAUCCACUCUUUGGUCAGGUAGGAAGGCGUAAACGUCCGGGUGGCUUUGAUUAUGAGGUCAGCUGUUUCAAAGUCUAGUGUGUGGAAAUCAUCUCUGAAGUCAUAAAGAUGUAGAUGCUGAAGGUUUACAAACAGCUGCUUGCCAUUUUAUUUCCACAUGAAAUGACAUAACUUAUACCUGAUGUUGAAAAUUAAAGUAUUUUAUAUCAUAUUGUAUAUUAACCAAGAAACACUUUUUUUUCCUGAUCUUGAGUUAAACCAAAAACAAAACAAAAAAUAUUUUCACAAAAUAAUAAAUAAAUAUUCAGUUUAGUUUGCUUCUCUCACUACGUUAUUUUGUUUAUAAGAAUAAACAUCAGUAAUGUAAGAAAAUUAACUUGAAGGGGUCAUAUGAUGCGAUUUAAAUUUUUCCUUUCUCUUUGGAGUGUCACAAGUUCUUGGUACAUGAACAAGAUCUGUGAAGUUGCAAAGACUAAAUUCAAAAAUCCAAAGAGAUAUUCUUAAUCAAAGUUAAGACUCUGCCACGCCCCCUAAAACAGCCCAUUCAAACACACCCCCACAUGUCUACAUCACUGUGGAACUAUUUGCAUAAUAACUCCCAAAAAAGAAAGAAGGCGUGGUUUCAGUAACUGCAGUCAUGUCAGGGAGAUGCUGUGUGUAUCUAGGUGAAAGCAAAAACACUUUAUUUGGCCUUCUGUAAGUAGAUGCAUUUAGGAAUCUUUAAGAUAACUUACAAAAGAACAACAUUACGUUUUAUGGAUGAGUGUUUCGUGAACCUAGGAGAGGAGGUAAUUCUGACUUUGCAACGACUGACUUUGCUGGUGCUUCUGAAUCAGCUACUGGAAGUAUGUUUUGUAACUUUGUGCAUCGCGUCUGUGAGAGAGAGAGAGAGAGACAGUCAAACAGGAGCCACGUCCAUGACUUGUGUACUGCAAACACAUAGGAGCUUCAUCACUGUGUCUGUCACGCAACUCUGUUCCUCUUUUGGGCUUGCACUGUUGGUAAAACUAAGAACAUUAUUAACUGUAUUUACAUUUAUUUUGAAAGAUGAAGCUUGCAAUUAUGCAAAAGGGGCGUUCAUUUCCCUAGAGUGCUUGCGGUGUUUGGCCAGUCACAAUGUACUGGGUCAGUUGGCCAAUCAGAGCAGACUGUGCUUGUUUGAAGGGGGGACUUUGUAGAAAACGAUGCGUUUAAGAGAGACGGGGCACAGAGGGCCUACAGUAAUAUACAGUAUUUGAAAAAUGAUGUUUUUGAACAUUGAAGCAUGUCAACAUAUUUUGUUAAACCAAAUUAACAAAAUAAUGAUCUUUAAAAAAGCAUCGUAUGACCCCUUUUAAAGUUGUAUAUAUUUUUCAGUUUUAAAAUAAAAGUAUGUUGUUUUUUGACGCUGUUUAGAUAUUGUUACUGGGCAACAAAACAGACUGAUUAAGAAAACUUUUUUUUUUUUUUUUUUGGUGGUGGUGGAUUAAUACAGCAUUUUGACUGAAACUACUGACUUUCACCAUUUUGAGCAGUUGUACUAGCCAGUACCAAUUCUUUUCUUUUUUUCAGUCCUCAUGGUGAUUAUUAAUUUUGUUCUUUUAAAUUAAUUUCUCUUCUGCAGUUUACCUUGAAUGAACAACAGACUUAAGUCUUUCAGUACCAAGUAAGAAACAUUUGAAUGGCCUGCUAAAUGAGAAUAUGUAUGUAGUUGGCACAAUUAAGGGCUUCUCUCCUGCUUGCAUCAGAGAUGGAGCUGCAGGGAAUCUUUUUUCUUGGGAAACUUAGCAUAUGAAAAACUUCAAUGUGUUUUCAGGAAUUUUUUUUUCUUUCAUUUUAAAUGCCUAAACGGUUCAGAAAUGUGCACACUGAUGUAUUACGCAUUACAUGACCUCUAUUUCACAUUACUCUGCUUCCUCUUUUAGCCUGAAAGGAAAGUUUGGGCCAUUUUAGAUGUCAUAGCACUGAUUUUGAAAUUAUUUGUAAAUUAUGUGGUGAUUUAAAAUGCCAAUAAAGAUUAUUUCUCAGUCA